Molecule: messenger RNA, 613 nt
Organism: Drosophila willistoni
Lineage: Eukaryota; Metazoa; Arthropoda; Insecta; Diptera; Drosophilidae
Exons: 1
Coding region: 75-494 (139 amino acids)
Biological process (GO): tubulin complex assembly; post-chaperonin tubulin folding pathway
Cellular component (GO): microtubule cytoskeleton; cytosol
Molecular function (GO): beta-tubulin binding
Source: RefSeq, a predicted model, not a curated record
UGUUUUCCUUUUUUUGUUUUUUUUUUUUUUUGUUUCGCCCCUCUUUCCACAAGUUUUUUUUAUCUCUUAACAUUAUGACUAGCCCUCGUAUAAGUGCAGUGGCAUCACUACCAAACGAAACUUUCUCAAGUGGAUCUCAGAAUCGAACAAUUCGUCCCCGACUCGACCAGUUGGUCGUCUAUACGGCCAUUUUGAAGCAUUUACUUGACCAGAAGCUACACUACGACAAUGAGGGCAAUGUGGAAAUACAACGUCUGGAACGUUUCCGAUCCGAGGGCAUCGAUCAAUGUCGCCUCCGGGCCCAAGAACAGGUGUGCAAGAAGGUUCAAUCGAUGCUGCCCAGGAUUGUCUAUAAAAUGCGCAACGAUGUCGAACGUCUGGAACGUUUCCUACACACGGAGAAGGUCCAAUUGAAGGAGCUCAAUGGACAUUUAUACGAACAGAGCUGCCAAUUGCUCAAUCUCUGCAAGGAGAAUCUAGAGCUUACAACUUAGAUAUACCUACAAAUCUGGACAUAUAUAUGAAUAUAUAUAUAUACAUAGUAAAUGCUAUUGACUGACUGUAUAUUUCAUAACUAAAUCUAAAUUAAACUAUGUCGCCCAAUACCCUAAAA